Rotaria sp. Silwood1 is the source of this 615-nucleotide messenger RNA. The record is from the annotation of a GenBank genome assembly. NCBI's taxonomy places the organism in Eukaryota, Metazoa, Rotifera, Eurotatoria, Philodinida, Philodinidae.
AUGACAAUAAUGUCAACAAUAAUAUUAGAAAAUUUUCAAGAUCAAUCAAAUUUAGCAAUAGUUCAUAAAAUUUUGACAAAAUUAUUUUUUAUAUUUCCACAUUAUUUUCUCGGACGAGUUCCGCAUUAUUUUCACAUAUCACCAUUUCAAUUUGAUAUCGUUGGUCGAAAAGUAAUGUGUUUAUCUAUUGAAGGUUUUGUCUUUUUUAUAUUUGCAAUACUUGUUCACUAUCGAUUUUUUUUUCUUGAUCGUGGUAGUAUUCGUAUACCAAAAGAUUUAAUAUCACCAAAUGAAGAUGAUGAUUUAGCUACAGAACGACGAAGAAUUUAUUUGGAUCAUGAUAAUAUAAGUGGUAAUACUUUACAUUUAUGGAUGGAGAUUUGGAAAAAAAUUAUAGCUGUUAACCAAGGUGAAUGUUUUGGUUUAUUAGGUAUUAAUGGUUCAGGAAAAUCAACAUCAUUUAAAAUUGUUAUUCAACAAUUAGAUGCUGUUCAUCCAAAUUUAGGUUAUUGUUCACAGUUUGAUGUACUUGAUUCUUUAUUAACAGCACGCGAACAUCUUUAUCUUCAUGCUUGUUUACGUGGAAUUAAAAGAAAAGGAAUAUUUCAUUUGUAA